AUGGACCCCCUCUACUACCUCAAAAUCCUCCUUCUCCUAUCACAUGUCCACGCAUUGACCCACACAAACUGGUCCCAGCUGUCGUAUGCCUGGACCGAUGCACUACUACCCCAAAGAGAUCUAGCCAGUAGUGUUCCUGUCAACCAGCUCACGCGGGUCGGGGUUUCGUUGAAUCGGGUGGUGUUCGAUAGGCUUGGCUAUUCGCGGCCCGCGCUCGCGCUCCUCCUGUCGUUUUUGUCCCAGUCCAUCGGCGUCUACAGCUUGGAUGUCUACUGGAACGAAUACACUAAUAAAUGGCAACUCUGCCCUGCGCCGAUCCCGCUCAAUGUGACCUGGGAUAGUCUGAACGUGGCCAAUCUCACGUGGGGCGGCCUGUCCUACUUGUGCCAGGUGGACAUGCUGCCGGCGGAGGUGUUCACCACCAUCUCAUCGUACAUCAGUCAGACCAAUACGGAGCGCGAGGCCAAUGUGUUGCAGGUGGCGUUGAUGCCGAAAACGAUUGCGAAAAUCAAUGGUUCCAAUAGCUCCGUGCCGCAGGGCGCGGACUUUAACACCAGCAUGAAUGCGGCGGGAAACUCAUCGCUUGGAGACUUUGCAUCGUCGUGCCUUCUGUAUAUGUACAUGCCUGCGAUGCUCAACAUAACGACGAACGCCAACACGAAUAAUUACACGGCGUUGUAUGGGUCGCGGUAUCCGUCGCAGCUCACGUUUUUGAGUAAGUUGUCGCAGCGGCUCAUGGUGUUUGUGCUCAAUACGCCGCAGAUGCCGACCGGAAACGGGUUCAAGUUUGACGAGUUCGAGUCGGAUAUCUUCUUCAUCGAGGAGUCCAACCCGCAGUUCACGCCGCAGGUCGCGCUGCUGGCCAACCUCACGCUCGCCCGCACGCUUGAACGAGCCUACCGCGAGCCCUACGACAGCAGUUUUUUCUGGGAUAUGGCCCACACCACCGAGUUUCGGAUGGUGUUCGACUCCGACGCGGUACCGUUCACCAACAAGUCGCUUCUGUUCUACGCCAAGAGCGGGUUCACGCCGGUCGUGAACUCGUCGGCGUUCUACUUCGGCGAUCUGCCAGGAGUUGCUCCGAACGCAGCUGCAGCAAACUCCAUCAAUUACAUCGUGCCCAACUCGUUCUGGUCCUGGGCGCCGGGCCAGCCCGUGAUCAAUUAUACCAAUACCACGGACGUGACGCGGAAGGAGAACAGUGACAACGACAAUCCUCAGUGGGCAAUCUUCUCGGACGCGCAAUUGUCCUAUCUGUGCGUGUCUGUCGAAACAGCGGGCUGGAGCGUCGACAAUUGCUACAACCGGUACCGGUACGCAUGUAAAAACGACACCGAUCCCUUUUCGUGGGUGAUUUCGGACCGCCUCAAAACCUACUUUGCGUCUGUCAGCGAGGAUGGGUGUCCCGACGGGACGUCGUUCAAUCCUCCGCGCCUGGCGCUCGAACAAUAUUCACUUCUAGCGCUUCUUCAAAGCAACAACGUUCUGUAUCCGGUCUGGAUCGACUUGAACGACGUCUACUUGAGUGGAUGCUUUGUGAGCGGUGGUCCCUACGCCGAAUGUCCGUACCAAAAGGUUUUAACCACCACUAGUCUUAUCAAAAGAAUUGCGCCCAGCUUGGUCGUCUCGCUUUUUUUGAUUGUUUUAAUUCUCUCGGAACAUGUCUUCACAAGAACGCCCAUUCAAACCAACCGGACCCGCCAUUGGAAGAAGACCCUAGCGCAGUACUACAAGGAGAACGAUUUCGAGGGCGUGCCCUCAUAG
Molecule: messenger RNA, 1764 nt
Organism: Australozyma saopauloensis
Lineage: Eukaryota; Fungi; Ascomycota; Pichiomycetes; Serinales; Metschnikowiaceae
Exons: 1
Coding region: 1-1764 (587 amino acids)
Source: RefSeq, a predicted model, not a curated record